Messenger RNA from Fonsecaea multimorphosa CBS 102226, 1074 nucleotides. RefSeq lists its product as uncharacterized. The record is from RefSeq and is a predicted model, not a curated record. The transcript has a single exon. Lineage: Eukaryota; Fungi; Ascomycota; Eurotiomycetes; Chaetothyriales; Herpotrichiellaceae. The coding region runs from base 1 to 1074 and encodes 357 amino acids. Gene Ontology annotation, biological process: positive regulation of transcription by RNA polymerase II. Gene Ontology annotation, molecular function: DNA-binding transcription factor activity; transcription cis-regulatory region binding. Gene Ontology annotation, cellular component: nucleus.
AUGGUCAUCAAUCCGGAAAUCAACCCGCUGUCGUUUCCGAUUUUGAAAUACCUUGAAUGCUCACCCUCUCUCCUCCACAGCCUCCAGAGCGUCAGUCUUGCUCAUGAGAGGUUUUUCAGUCCCGCCGCUCUUACCUCCUGCCUGGAGGAGAGGGCACAGGCGUUGACGUUGUUCCGGGAGGAGCUCCGACAGCACGAGAGAGACCGACUGCCCUCUGAAGCCUCCUUCCUCACCAUGUAUAUCCUCGGCAUGUCCGCGGCGUGGACGGACCAGGAGAACAGAAGGGACAUCGGACAACCACAUCUUGACGGGGCGAGGGCCCUCCUCGACAUCAUGAUCACCGACGCCAACUGCAUGGAGGACCCAUUUGUGCAAUUGGCCCUUGGCUGCUACAUCUACUGGGACCAGGCGUCUUCCUUUUUCGUGAUGCCACAGGAGCAGACGCCCCUCAACACCCCGGAGAUCUACCAUUGUAUCCCUGCCAUGCGCAGAGUCUUCCACCCCGUGGCGGGCUAUUCGACCGAAAUCUACUACUUGCUGAGUACCUUGGGCCGCUAUUGUCGCUCAGUGAUUGACGACAGCAGCGCUCGAGACUAUGCGCUCGAAGAAACGCUCGAGGAGGAAUUGCUGGACUGGGAUUCGCCCGAAGAAGACCACAAUCUCUAUCUCGUGAGCAGUGCCUUCAGAAAACACGGCCUCGUCAUGCUUUACCGAACCACAGCCACCACGACUGCCGCCCACCCCGAUAAUCUGGAUUUGGAAAGAGAAGAAGUCAUCCGUCAAUACGCUCGAGAGAUCCUGGACGAUAUCAUGGCAAUUCCCGAAGACUGCUCUUAUCACAUCGUCCUGGCUCUCCCUCUUCUCACCGCAGCUUCUGAGCUCGGAGAAGACGACGCUGAUCUUCGAGAAGAAGUCCGCCGACGGUUUCGAGCUUUGUUCUCCAUGAAUCGCAUCCCCGCCAAUUUGUGGGCCCUCGAGAUGUUGGAGGAGCUUUGGGAUCUCUGCGCCACCGGCUCGAAAUGUUCCUGGCUUUCUUUGGCUCUGCGGAAGAAUUGGAAUCUUCUCCUCUUGUAA